Triticum turgidum subsp. durum (durum wheat) is the source of this 606-nucleotide messenger RNA. Lineage: Eukaryota; Viridiplantae; Streptophyta; Magnoliopsida; Poales; Poaceae. The record is from the annotation of a GenBank genome assembly.
AUGAUUUCAGAUAUAUGGCGGUUGGCCCAGCAGGUGAAAGUUAGACAAAGAGUCAUAGUUACUGCAAUCACAUACUUCAGGUGUGUCUGUACAAGAAAGAGCAUGGCGGAGUAUGAUCCUUGUUUGGUAGCACCAGCUUGUUUGUAUUUGGCAUCAAAGGUGGAGGAAAGCACAGUGCAAACAAGGCAUCUCGUAUUUUACAUCAAGAUGAUGUGUGUGGUAACUGGUUCUGAUGACAAGUACAGAUUUGAAUUCAAAUAUAUUCUUGAAAUGGAAAUGAAGCUCCUGGAAGCACUCAACUAUUAUUUGGUUGUUUUGCACCCAUACUGUCCUCUUUUACUGUUAUUGCAGGAUGCUGGCAUAACAGAUCUGACACAAUUCGCCUGGGGCCUUGUCAAUGAUACUUACAAGAUGGAUCUUAUUCUCAUAUAUCCUCCAUAUAUGAGUGCAUUGGCCUGCAUAUACAUUGCAAGUGUUCUUAAAGGUAAGGACACGACUUCCUGGUUUGAAGAACUCCAUGUUGACAUGAACAUUCUUAAGAAUAUUUCUAUGGAAAUCUUGGACUUGUACGACACCUACAAGAUUGAUCCUAAUAGGGGCCUCUAG